ACUAAGGACAUUUUGCAGAAGAAAAUAUGAAAGAUAUUAAAACAGAUGCAUAUAUACAAAAUACCAUAUUUUGGCCUUAGUAGUGCUCCUUCUAAAUUCUGCAAAGUAGUGCUUUAUGGUACAAGACUCUACUCUUACAAAAAGAAAUAUAAAGAGAUGUGGGUAAUACACAGUGAAAACCACACCAAAGAACAUGGUCAGCCUGCAAACCAAAAUUGUAGUUGUAAAAGCUUUGUCAGUGGGAAUCAGAAUUGAACUUCUGUGUACCUGCAUGGAAAUAAAUGCAAGAUCAGCACCUUAAGUGGGUGCCACAGGAGAUCACAGCAGAGUAGGAAAGUCAGAUUUUAAGAAAGGAGAUGUUUCCCAGUUUCACACUUUUAACAGCUCUGAUAGACUUCUCAAAUAAGGGAGUUAAAAUUUUAAGUCUUACUUUUGAUAGACUGAUUAUAAAAUCUACAGGAGAGGUUAAAUGGAAACUUUAAUUUCAUGGGUUAGGGAAUUAGGAGAGUGAAAUAUCUCACUAAGGAAAUGAAAACACUAGAGCAUUCUUCAGAAAUUUACUCUAGAAAUAGGGUAUGCUUCAGUCAUUGGAAAGAACUUUGAACUGAAUGUUAAAAAUCCUUCAAGAAUUUCCUAGUUUGAAAAAGAGACUAUUUUAAUUUUGUGUGGCUUCGUUAAUAUGUACCCUUAUUAUUACUAUUAUAGCAUGGCCAGUGCUACCAUAAUUUCUUCACAGUUUAUUCCCACAGUUGGAUAAAGAGUGCAAAGAUCUUGAAAGAUGGAUCCUGAAAUGCAGAAAAUGAGGGAAGUUGUCCUUGUCUACCUUGACAGAAGUGGUGGCCUUCAGAAAUUUGUGCAUGAUUGCAAAAAAUAUAAUGACUCAAAACAAAGUUAUGCUGUUUAUCGUUUCAUUAUUUCAAUUAAUCCUUCUGACAUUGCUGAAUUGGAUGCAACUCUUGGAAACUACAUUCUUCAUAAUCCCCUACAAGCUGCACAGAUUUUUCAGUCAGUAUGUUUCGUAGCUAUUAAGACAUUAUCAUUAAUUGAACAAUUGCAGACAGAAGCCCAGAUCAGUAUAUUGCUGAAACCAACACAUUUGCCACCUUUACCAAGUUAUGUUCUGAGUCUUUCUGCAUAUCCCUUUAAUUACACAUCUCAAAGAUUUUAUAUGUCUGAUGGGAUAGUGAUUGCAAUGGGAACUGUAACAAAAUACACACAAGGAGCAAGAUUUCUUUGUACUGAGGAAACCUGUCCUUUCUCUGAAGGAUUUAGGUGCAUCAGGGUGCAUUGUCCUGGAGCUACAGAGUCUGCUACAGUGAGGACUGAUUUUGUGUGUAGCUUGUGUUCUUCACCACUGCAGGAAGACAUGAAAUUUAGAGUACUUGGUGAUAAACAAAUAGUUGAAAUGAUUGAUGCUAAAAUGCUGAAUGCUUUGAAAGGAUAUUCCAAUGAUAAAUCACAUUUUAGGAUUCAGGCAUUUACAGUGUUCUUGAGAGAUGAACUGGCCAAUAAAAUGACAAUAGGAAACCACUACAGGAUUAUAGGAAUUCCAGCUUGUGUGCAAAAUGGUCUACAAGCUACGGCAUGUAUAGAAGUCAAUAGUGUACAGCUCUAUAAACCAAAUGGUCCUUCUUUUGUCAGUGACAAUUUUAAGUAUCUGCUCUCACUGACUUCAAGUUCAUGCUGGAGGUUUACUGCUGUCCUGGCCAACGUCUUUGCUUCUCAGGUUGUUCCACCAGGCACUUACAAUACUCUUAAACUUGCAAUAUUGUUGAGUCUAGUACAGACAUGUGAAAAAGAAAAUGCAGAUUAUCUGGAUCUCUUGGUUGUAACAAGUGACACGCUAAUAAUCGACAGGCUUCUGAAUUACAGCUUAUGUCUUCUGCCUCGUGGCAUACGACACCCACCUUCUAGUGAAAUUUUUCCUUCUGUGUCCAAAGAUAAACAUGGAACUGGAAGUGCCAGUAUUCAAGCCUGCAGUGCUGUGCUGGCCAAGGGUGGCAUCUGUUACAUAGGAGACUUAAGUUCAUAUAAAAAGGAUAAACUUGAACUUCUGCAGUCUGUGCUAGAGAGCAGAACAACAACAGUAUUUAUUCCUGGGAAGAAGUAUGGAGAAGAGGCUGACCAACAAGUUACUGUUUCAGUUCAGACCAACUUUUGGUCCCAUGUAGAUGUGGACUCUUCCUCAAAGAAACAUAUACAAAAGGAGAACUUUCUAAUUGGACAGAUGGAUGUGAGUUUGAUUCCAGUUAACCUUGUAGAUGGUUUUGGGCUCUUGAUCUACAAUGAGUUUCCUUCCUGUCACCUGUCUUCUUCUGUUGUACAUCAUGUCUUGAGAAGAGCCAUUAAUCCUGAAGCCAUGCUGUACAAAGUCUCACAGCAGUUCAGAACACAAGAUUACGAGGAGUUUAUUUUGUUUGCUAGGAAUCUUCAUGUUGAACUGAGUUCAGAAGCAGAAAGUCUCAUUCAGGGCUAUUAUCUUGCAAGUCGCAGGGUGAGAAGAGAUUCCAUUCAUGGAUCAACAUUAUCAGCCUCUGCACUAAAAAUUCUGAUCUCACUGUCUAAGGCUCAUGCCAAGCUCAGUUUAAGACAGACAGUACUUGAGGAAGAUGCAGUGAUUGCCAUCUUGUUACUUGAGUCAUCGCUGACCCUAAAACAUGGCACAUCUGUAUUAUGCAUAGCACCAAAUCCUGUAUUUCCAUUUGACAUCACUGAUGAAAACUCCCUGCAACAGAGAGAUAUUUACCUCAUGCAGUGUCACCAUCAAGUGCUGAAGUUUAUUGCUGCCUAUAGCCCAGGAAUUCACAUUAACACUAAUGAGGAGUAAAAUUCCCACUCUAAGUAAAGCCUGAGGCUUUGGCUUUUUGAGAGACUACAGUUAGAAAUACAAAAUUACUUCUCUUCGUGGCUACCACUCUCCAUUCACAGCUAAGUAAGGAGUAAUUUAGGAUUCAGGAUUUUUAUUAAGACUACAACUGAAAAUUAAACCACCAGUUCAGAAUCUAAUGUUUCAUUUCAGCUACCUGAAUUCUGCAGUUUUUCUUGUUGCUGCUUUUCAAAUAUAUCACCCAAAGGGUUAAGGAGCUUUAAGAACAUCAAAACCCUUCUUUUCCUAGUUUAAGUUAACAGUCUUUAA
This is a messenger RNA of Corvus hawaiiensis (hawaiian crow), 3136 nucleotides long. RefSeq names its product minichromosome maintenance domain containing 2 (gene MCMDC2). Lineage: Eukaryota; Metazoa; Chordata; Aves; Passeriformes; Corvidae. The transcript has 14 exons. Bases 779 to 2827 code for a protein of 682 amino acids. Gene Ontology annotation, molecular function: DNA binding; ATP binding; single-stranded DNA helicase activity. Gene Ontology annotation, biological process: double-strand break repair via break-induced replication. The record is from RefSeq and is a predicted model, not a curated record.